This is a messenger RNA of Dalotia coriaria, 2164 nucleotides long. It is a transcript of the gene Hpf1, whose product is annotated as Histone PARylation factor 1. Gene Ontology annotation, biological process: regulation of protein ADP-ribosylation; DNA damage response. The coding region runs from base 143 to 1480 and encodes 445 amino acids. Gene Ontology annotation, molecular function: histone binding; poly-ADP-D-ribose binding. NCBI's taxonomy places the organism in Eukaryota, Metazoa, Arthropoda, Insecta, Coleoptera, Staphylinidae. The transcript has 5 exons. The record is from RefSeq and is a predicted model, not a curated record. Gene Ontology annotation, cellular component: nucleus.
AAAAAACAUAACCCCGUUAAAAUUCUUAUAUGUUUCUCUGUGUGCAGUGUUGAUCUGGUGCACUGCGUCUACUUAAAUUAAUUGUUUUACUUCGAUCUAUAAAAUCAUAUUCUAAUUCAAGAACUCAAGUGUUAUCAGUGUAAUGAUGGCUGAUUCGACAGCAGAUCAACGGAUGACAUGCAGAUUCGGCGUACGAUGCUAUCAGAAAAAUCCAGAACAUCACAAGAAAUUCAAGCAUCCACCUAAGAGAGGAAAUCAAGAUAUAAAAGCAGUGGAUGAAUCACAAGCUAAAAGACCUAAAGUUUUUGAUGCAAGAGCAAAAAUUGAUCAGAAAAUAAAUGUCAAACAUACUGAAUCAAGAGAUAAAAUUCCUCCAGCUGCACCUUCUGCAACUGUGUCUAGAAAUAUAGCAAAGUUUUCGAAUAACAUCUCCGCGUCUGAGAGUGAAGAUGAUAAUUCAAAUUCAAACGAUUCAGUGUUAAAUGAGAACGUGAGCAAACAAAUUGGAAAGAAAUCUGAAUCAAAUGAGAAGAUUUACAAAGACUUAAAACCACAAGAAUUUAUUAAGGAAAAGUUUCUGGUUGAUAUGCCUGAAGAUUUUUAUAAGUUUUGGGACUUUUGUAAGAGUAUUAAUGAAGAUGAACCCAGUGCUGCUCUGCAGGAUGCUGAUUUAAUGCUAGUUGGACCUUUUGAUGCUUUGAAUGGUAAAUUUGCUAAUUCAGAGAAGGAAUUUACAGAAGAUGAGUUUCUAGUUCAUUGGAGAUAUUAUUAUGAUCCACCAGAAUUUCAAACUGUUUUGAAGGGUAAUGAUAAAACCGGUUAUCAUCUUGGUUAUUUCCGAGAUGAUCCCGAAGAGAAACCUGUUUUUAUGGCGUGCAAUUCAGCGCAGAAAGAUGGUCUGAUUACUCCUAUGGGUGAUAAUAUAUUUGCGGCUGUGUGUUUAUAUUUAGAGGAACAAGAAAAAACUUGCAAUCCAUUUCAAAAAUUAAAAGUAAGUAACUUAUUAAAAGCGUUUAGGAAGGAAGCAGAAAAUUUACAAUACUCACUAAUGAAGAAAACAGAAAACAUGAAAGCCCGAGAGCGGAAAGCCGUAGCUAGGACUUUUAACAAAGUUGGUCUCGUUGUGCCCUUCAAUCGAAAGACAGAAGUAGGAUAUCGUGACUUGUACAUGGAAGAAAAAGAACUGAGUAAAACCUUGCAAAGAAUUAAAGAAAUCGGCGACCCAGAAUCCCAGGAAAGCAUGUUCGAUAAACUCCAGCCGCUUUUCACCUACACCAGCAUCGCAAUCGACGAGUGCGACUUUGGCACGGGCGUUGAACUAGGCUGGGACCUACUCUUCUACGGCAUCGAUGCCCUCAACAACACAACUGCCCGUUUUCUACGUACUUCAUACGAACUACUAAACCGCGAACCUUUUGCAACAAUCAUCACUGCACACAUGGCAAACAGGCGUAAAGGGUGUAAGCUAAGUAUUUUGUAAAAAAAACCACGAAACAAUUGCUUAAACCAUUUUUACGCUUCUCUUUUAAUAUAAAAUAUAUAAUAAUAGUCAACACUCAAGUAAGAUAAUGUAGAAUUUGCAUUUUUUAAAGAUUUACAUGAGAAAUGAACUGUAAUUUAAUACAAAAAAUUUAAGAUUUGAAUUCUCACCCGGUUGAAACUCGGAUCUCGUCGAGUGAGUGUGCCAAAAGCCAAACUGAUUACUUCCUGUUGGCAAUACGACGGCCGCGACCUCCGCAAAAAUCUAAACGCAAAAAAUAUAUCAACUCAUUAAAUUAUUUAUUAUAAUAUAUACGUACUGGUUUCUGUAUUUCGCCAAUCGGAUCUUGGUGGCCCCCCUUUGUGCACGCGCUUGUUGGUAACUGUCGACCAGGAAUCAGCUUCGCUCGACUGCAACGAGGAGCUUACAGAUUGCACGUCAAUCCACCCUAAAUCCUACAAGGCAAAAUAUGUAAUAGUAAUAAGUAACGUAAUUUUUUGUACUUUUUAAUAUAACAUACUGGAUCAUUAGACAUUGUGGAACGGUCAUCGAAAUCAACUGUACUUAUGUUGGAUCUGUAUGACUGAUUAUCGCUGCUCACAUGCGAUUCACUCUGAAAACCAUUUAAUCAAAAUAUUUAUAGAAUAUGUAUGAAUGGAAUAAAUAUAAGUAUAAGAAAACAAA